CACCGGAUCGCGCAGUGGUGGGACUACGCAGAGUGCCGACUGCCGAGUGCCGAGUGCAGAAAGAAUCCGGUCGAAUCGUCGGGACGUCAAUCGUGGCAGACGAAACUUGAGUGCGAGCUUGCGGGCUCGCGAGCGAAUUCCAUUCGGAGGGAAUCUCUCUCCGUUGUUUCCGCUUAUCGACGAAACGAUCUAUCGUCGCGCGCGCAUUCGACGAUCUUGCCUACCUGUGUGGAAGAACGCUUAUCGAUUCCGGCAGCGAAUUGAUCCUGCCACACCCCACCGUGGCCAUUUUGGACAGCGGUUCGUGGAAGUUAUUUUAAAGAUCGCUGCCCAGCCAUGGAUCAAAUCACGCCCAAGGAGGUGAAGAUCCUCGAGAAUCCGGAGGACAUCCAGGAGAGGCGAGAGCAGGUGUUGGGACGCUACGCCAACUUCAAGUCGGAGGCGCGCAGCAAGCGGGACAAGCUCGAGGACUCCCGUCGCUUUCAAUACUUCAAGCGAGAUGCGGACGAACUCGAAGGAUGGAUCUACGAGAAGCACCAAGCGGCCUCCGACGAGAGUUACAAGGAUCCGACUAAUCUACAGGCGAAGAUCCAGAAGCACCAGGCAUUUGAAGCAGAAGUUGCCGCUCAUUCAAAUGCCAUCGUGCUGCUCGAUAAUACUGGCUCCGAGAUGAUAGCUCAACAUCAUUUCGCUAGCGAUGUAAUUCGCAAGAGAUUAGAGGAGCUACAUCGCCUGUGGGAGCUGCUGCUGUCUCGAUUAGCUGACAAGGGCUUGAAACUACAGCAGGCUUUAGUUCUCGUACAGUUCAUUCGUCACUGCGACGAGGUGAUGUUUUGGAUUCACGACAAGGAGGCAUUUGUAACAACCGAUGAGUUUGGACACGACUUGGAGCAUGUGGAGGUGCUUCAAAGAAAAUUUGACGAAUUCCAGAAGGACAUGGCAAGCCAAGAGUAUAGAGUUACCGAGGUGAACGAGCUGGCGGACAAAUUGCUGUUAGACGGACAUCCCGAACGGGACACGAUUUUACGCAGGAAGGAAGAGCUUAACGAAUCCUGGCAAAGAUUGAAACAAUUGGCCACACUGCGACAGGAGAAGCUCUUCGGGGCGCACGAGAUUCAGAGAUUCAAUCGCGACGCCGAUGAGACCAUGGCUUGGAUCGCGGAGAAGGACGUUGUCUUGUCGUCUGACGAUUUCGGACGUGAUCUAGCCAGUGUGCAAACGUUACAGCGAAAACACGAAGGUAUCGAGCGCGACUUGGCCGCUCUGGAAGACAAGGUGUAUACACUGGGUGCGGAAGCCGAUCGUCUCGCCGCGAUUCACGAAGCUGACCACUCCAAGCAGAUUCAAGCUAAGCGCGCCGAGAUCUUGCAGUCGUGGGAGAGCCUUACCGCAAAAGCGAAAGAACGUCGUCUUAAACUUGACGAAUCUUAUUAUUUGCAUCGAUUCUUAGCAGAUUUUCGCGACUUGGUCUCGUGGAUGAACGACAUGCGCGCCAUCAUUUCCGCCGACGAGCUAGCUAAAGACGUGGCCGGCGCCGAGGCUUUGGUCGACCGACAUCAGGAACACAAGGGAGAAAUCGACGCCAGAGCCGAUAGCUUCGAUGCAACCACACUGGCUGGUAAUAAGCUUCUAGAAAAGAAGCAUUACGCUGCCGAAGAAGUGGCACGUAAAUUGAACUCCCUCGCCGAUGAUAAGUCGUCUCUCUUGAGUCUAUGGGAGAAGAGACGUAUCUUGUACGAGCAAUGCGUAGAUUUGCAGCUGUUCUAUCGAGACACCGAGCAGGCGGACGCGUGGAUGGCCAAACAGGAAGCGUUUCUGGCCAACGAAGACUUGGGAGAUUCUCUCGACAGCGUGGAGGCGCUUAUUAAGAAGCACGAAGACUUCGAUAAAUCACUGGCGGCUCAGGAGGAGAAGAUCAAGGUGCUCGAUGACUUUGCUGGAAAGUUGAUCGAGGGCGAGCAUUAUGCUGCGGAUGACGUGGCGCAACGACGACAACUGUUGUUGGAGAGACGUGCUAUUCUCCUCGAGAAAUCAGCCCAAAGACGUCAACGUCUGGAGGACGCGUACAAGCUACAACAAUUCGAGAGGGACUGCGACGAAACGAAGGGCUGGGUUAACGAGAAGCUUAAGUUCGCUACUGACGACAGUUACUUGGAUCCCACUAAUCUGAACGGUAAAGUCCAGAAACAUCAGAAUUUCGAGCAGGAACUGAACGCGAACAGGACGCGCAUGGAGGAGAUGGUGGCCACCGGUCAGGAGUUGAUCGAUAGUAGUCACUAUGCUGGCGACCGUAUACGCACCCGCUCGGACGAGAUUGUGACACUGUGGGAGAGCUUGACGCGGGCUACCGAAAAGAAAGGUGCGAAAUUACAGGAAGCCUCCCAGCAGCAGCAGUUCAAUCGAACGGUAGAGGAUAUCGAACUGUGGCUCUCGGAAGUGGAGGGACAACUCAUGUCAGAGGAUUACGGCAAAGAUCUGACGAGCGUUCAGAACUUGCAGAAGAAACACGCGCUUCUCGAAGCUGAUGUGGGCUCUCACGCGGACAGGAUCGACAGUAUCACUCAAGCGGCCGAACAGUUUGUCAACUCGGGCCACUUUGACGCUGACAAUAUCAAAGCUAAGCAGGACCAAUUACAAGCUAGAUACGCCGCUCUGCAGCGUCCGAUGAGUGUGAGGAAGCAACGACUCCUGGACUCGCUGCAAGUGCAGCAACUGUUUCGAGAUAUCGAGGACGAGGAAGCGUGGAUUCGCGAGAAGGAGCCAGUUGCGGCGUCCACGAAUCGCGGCCGUGACUUGAUCGGCGUGCAGAAUCUCCAGAAGAAGCACCAGGCUGUUUUGGCUGAAAUCAAUAACCACGAGCCGAGAGUGGCCGCGGUUUGUCAAGCGGGCUCGUCGAUGUUGCAGGAGGGACACUUUGCAGCUGAGGAGAUUAAUCAACGACUGGCGGCUUUGGACGAACACUGGGGACAGCUGAAAGAUAAGGCUCGGCAACGUAAGAAUGACUUGGACGACUCUCUGCAGGCGCAUCAAUAUUUCGCCGACGCGAACGAAGCUGAAUCGUGGAUGAAGGAGAAACGUCCUAUAGUGAUGAACGGCGAUUACGGCAAGGACGAGGACAGCUCCGAGGCUCUUCUGAAGAAGCACGAGGCCUUGGUCAGCGAUCUAGAAGCGUUCGCGAGCACCAUCGCAGCACUGCGAGAUCAAGCUGGGGCGUGCAGACAGCAAGAGACACCCACGAUCGACAUCACCGGCAAGGAGUGUGUCGUGGCCCUCUACGACUACACUGAGAAGUCUCCCAGAGAAGUGUCCAUGAAGAAGGGCGACACUCUGACUCUGCUCAACUCUAACAACAAGGAUUGGUGGAAGGUUGAGGUAAACGAUCGCCAAGGUUUCGUACCGGCAGCAUACGUGAAGCGCGUGGAACCCGAGGUGGGUCUCAGCGCUUCCCAACAGAACUUGGCUAGAGAGCAGAGCUCGAUCGCCGCGCGACAAGCGCAGAUCGAGGGGCAAUACGACGAUCUCUUGCGUUUAGCGCGCGAACGUCAAAACAAGCUUAACGAAACAGCGAAGGCUUAUGUAUUGGUGAGAGAAGCCGCGGAGUUGGCUACUUGGAUCAAGGACAAGGAGAAUCACGCUCAGGUGCAGGACGUGGGCGAAGAUCUGGAACAGGUGGAAGUUAUGCAGAAGAAGUUCGACGACUUCCAAGCUGAUCUCAAGGCGAACGAAGUGCGUUUGGCAGAGAUGAACGAGAUCGCCGUGCAGCUGAUGAGCCUCGGGCAGACCGAGGCGGCAUUGAAGAUUCAGACGCAAAUCCAGGAUCUGAACGAGAAAUGGACCAGCUUGCAAACGCUCACGGCGGAACGAGCCAAUCAGCUCGGCUCUGCUCACGAGGUGCAACGCUUCCAUCGUGACGUCGACGAAACGAAGGACUGGAUUCGCGAGAAGGACGCGGCGCUGAACAAUGACGAUCUUGGCAAGGAUUUGCGAAGUGUUCAGGCUCUGCAGCGCAAACACGAGGGUCUGGAGAGAGAUCUGGCGGCUUUGGGAGACAAGAUCAAGCAGCUUGAUGAGACGGCUAAUCGCCUGAUGCAGUCGCAUCCGGAGACUGCCGAGCAAACGUACGCCAAGCAGAAGGAGAUCAACGAAGAGUGGACCCAAUUGACGGCCAAAGCUAACAGCAGAAAGGAGAAACUUCUGGAUUCGUACGAUCUGCAACGUUUCCUCAGUGAUUAUCGCGACUUGAUGGCCUGGAUCAACUCGAUGAUGGGCCUGGUCGCUUCCGAAGAGCUCGCAUCGGACGUCACAGGUGCCGAGGCACUGCUCGAACGCCAUCAGGAGCACCGGAUGGAGAUAGAUGCUAGAGCAGGUACUUUCCAGGCGUUCGAAUUGUUCGGCCAACAGCUAUUGCAAUCCAGCCAUUACGCCAGCGUGGAGAUACUGGAGAAACUUGAGUCUAUGGCUGAGGCCCGACAAGAGUUGGAGAAAGCUUGGAUCCAACGACGUAUGCAGCUCGAUCAGAACCUCGAACUGCAAUUGUUCUGCAGGGAUUGCGAGCAGGCGGAGAAUUGGAUGAGCGCGCGGGAGGCUUUCCUCAGCAGUGCAGACGCGGUAGACAGCAGUGACAACGUUGAGGCUCUCAUCAAGAAGCACGAAGAUUUCGACAAAGCGAUCAACGCUCACGAAGAGAAGAUCGCCACCUUACAAACUCUGGCUGAUCAGCUGAUCGCUGCCGAGCAUUACGCCGCUAAGCCCAUCGACGAGAGACGAUGCCAGGUAUUGGAUCGUUGGCGGCACUUGAAGGACGCUCUUAUCGAGAAGCGCUCGAGGCUGGGCGAGUCUCAGACUUUGCAACAGUUUUCUCGAGACGCCGAUGAAAUGGAGAAUUGGAUUGCUGAGAAACUUCAGCUGGCAACCGAGGAGAAUUACAAAGAUCCCGCCAACAUACAGUCAAAGCAUCAGAAACAUCAGGCUUUCGAAGCCGAAUUGGCAGCCAAUGCGGACCGAAUUCAGUCGGUACUCGCUAUGGGAGGCAAUCUAAUCGAAAAGCAUCAAUGUGCCGGUUCGGAGGACGCGGUGCAAAAGAGAUUGGCGUCCAUCGCUGAUCAGUGGGAAUACCUUACGCAAAAGACCACAGAGAAGUCCAUGAAGCUGAAGGAAGCCAAUAAGCAGCGCACUUACAUUGCUGCGGUGAAGGAUCUUGAUUUCUGGCUCGGCGAAGUCGAGAGUUUGCUUACAUCCGAGGAUGCCGGCAAGGAUUUGGCCUCCGUGCAAAAUCUCAUGAAGAAACAUCAACUUGUCGAGGCGGAUAUACAGGCGCACGAGGAAAGAAUCAAGGAUAUGAAUGCACAAGCCGAUUCGCUGAUUGAGAGCGGUCAGUUUGACGCUGCCGGCAUUCAGGAGAAACGUCAGAGCAUAAACGAGCGUUACGAGCGAAUCAGGAACUUGGCAGCACACAGACAGGCGAGACUCAACGAAGCCAACACUUUGCAUCAGUUCUUCCGCGACAUUGCCGACGAAGAGUCUUGGAUCAAGGAGAAGAAGCUGCUUGUCGGAUCGGAUGACUACGGCCGCGACCUUACGGGCGUGCAGAACCUGAAGAAGAAGCACAAAAGAUUGGAGGCUGAACUCGGCAGUCAUGAACCUGCCAUUCAAGCUGUCCAGGAAGCAGGAGAAAAAUUGAUGGACGUUUCAAAUCUGGGAGUACCUGAAAUCGAACAACGUCUGAAGCUUCUUAAUCAGGCGUGGGCUGAAUUGAAGCAAUUAGCCGCCACUAGAGGACAGAAGUUGGAUGAAUCCUUGACGUAUCAGCAAUUCCUCGCCAAGGUCGAAGAGGAGGAAGCCUGGAUUACAGAGAAGCAGCAAUUACUUUCCGUUGAAGAUUACGGCGACACGAUGGCUGCUGUCCAAGGUCUUCUGAAGAAGCACGAUGCAUUCGAAACCGACUUCGCAGCUCACGGCGAACGCUGCAAGGAUAUUUGCGAGGCCGGCGAGACGCUGAUCAAAGCGGGCAAUCAUCGAGCGGACGCUAUCAGUCAAAGAUGUGCGCAAUUGCGCAACAAAUUGGAGCAACUCGGAGCUCUCGCGGCCCGCAGGAAGACACGGCUGAAUGACAACUCGGCCUACUUGCAGUUCAUGUGGAAGGCUGAUGUAGUCGAGUCAUGGAUCGCCGAUAAGGAGACUCACGUGCGCUCCGAGGAGUUUGGCCGAGAUCUGUCUACCGUUCAGACGCUGCUCACGAAGCAGGAGACUUUCGACGCCGGUCUGCAUGCCUUCGAGCACGAGGGUAUUCAGAAUAUCACCUCGUUGAAGGAAAUGCUCGUUGAUUCCGGUCACGAUCAGACACCCAGCAUUCAGAAACGUCACGCCGAUGUAAUCACUCGCUGGCAGAAACUCCUGGCCGAUUCGGAUGCGAGAAAGCAGCGUCUGUUGAAGAUGCAAGAUCAAUUCAGGCAAAUUGAAGAGCUUUAUCUGACAUUUGCGAAGAAGGCAUCCGCCUUCAAUUCUUGGUUCGAGAACGCCGAGGAGGAUCUGACGGAUCCCGUGCGUUGCAACAGUAUCGAAGAAAUUCGUGCUCUUCGCGAGGCGCACGGCCAGUUCCAAGCUAGCCUGUCCUCGGCUGAGGCUGACUUCCAAGCCCUGGCUGCUCUUGACAGGCAGAUCAAGAGCUUCAACGUCGGACCGAAUCCGUACACGUGGUUCACGAUGGAGGCCUUGGAAGAUACUUGGCGUAACUUACAGAAGAUAAUCAUGGAACGCAGUGUUGAGCUCACGAAAGAAGCACAGCGGCAGGAGGAGAACGAUAAAUUGCGUAAGGAAUUCGCCAAGCAUGCCAAUGCCUUCCAUCAGUGGCUUGCGGAAACAAGAACAUCUAUGAUGGAAGGAUCCGGAUCGUUAGAACAGCAACUGGAAGCUACCAAGCGAAAAACUCAAGAAGUGCGCGCACGUCGUCAAGACCUGAAGAAGAUCGAAGAUCUGGGAGCUAUUCUAGAGGAACAUCUAAUUCUGGACAAUCGUUACACAGAACACAGUACCGUAGGAUUAGCACAGCAAUGGGAUCAGUUGGAUCAGUUAGGAAUGCGUAUGCAGCACAAUUUGGAACAGCAGAUUCAAGCGCGAAACCAGUCCGGUGUAUCUGAGGAUGCACUCAAAGAAUUCUCCAUGAUGUUCAAGCACUUCGACAAGGACAAGAGCGGCCGGCUGAAUCAUCAAGAAUUCAAAUCGUGCUUGAGAGCUUUGGGUUAUGAUCUUCCUAUGAUAGAAGAAGGGCAACCUGAUCCAGAAUUCGAGAAUAUAUUAGACAUCGUGGAUCCUAAUAGGGACGGCUACGUAUCGUUGCAAGAAUACAUGGCGUUUAUGAUCAGCAAGGAAACGGAGAACGUGCAGAGUUCGGAGGAAAUAGAGAACGCUUUCCGAGCGAUCACUGCAGCGGACCGGCCUUAUGUCACGAAAGAGGAAUUAUAUGCGAACCUCACGAAGGAGAUGGCCGAUUAUUGCGUAGCCCGUAUGAAACCUUACGUAGAUCCCAAAUCGGAACGGCCGAUAACAGCUGCAUUGGAUUAUAUAGAAUUUACGCACACACUUUUCCAGAAUUAAUUAUGCAUUCGUAUAUAUGCGCAUUAUACUAUUUUUCAAAGCUUAUUAAAUUAUAAUUGCACAAGGCUUAGGCUGCUAUGUUUAUCUUUAAAACCAUGCUUUUGAUUUAUCUAUAUUUCUAUUAACCAUUUAGAGCAUUUAUAAGAGAUUGAGAUUUUCAAGAGACUUUCUAAGCUAUAACUAGCUGAUGAAGAAUAUAUGUAAAGAAUAUAUUUCUAUGUUAGAAGCAUGUUUUCCCUAACAUAUAUAUUCUUUAUGUAUACUUUUUAAUAUUGCAUUAUUUAAUCUUCAAAUUUUAAUAGACUUUGAAAUACUAGAUUUCAUAUCAGCUAGUUCUGGUAUUGAAAUUCUUUCACAUUGUUCUUCAAAAUAAAUGCAUUUAAUAUAUUA
This is a messenger RNA of Wasmannia auropunctata (little fire ant), 7983 nucleotides long. It is a transcript of the gene alpha-Spec, whose product is annotated as spectrin alpha chain. Gene Ontology annotation, molecular function: calcium ion binding; actin filament binding. NCBI's taxonomy places the organism in Eukaryota, Metazoa, Arthropoda, Insecta, Hymenoptera, Formicidae. The record is from RefSeq and is a predicted model, not a curated record. The transcript is spliced from 8 exons. Gene Ontology annotation, cellular component: cell junction; plasma membrane; cell projection. The coding region runs from base 337 to 7593 and encodes 2418 amino acids. Gene Ontology annotation, biological process: actin cytoskeleton organization.